Molecule: messenger RNA, 1936 nt
Organism: Oreochromis aureus
Lineage: Eukaryota; Metazoa; Chordata; Actinopteri; Cichliformes; Cichlidae
Product: DENN domain-containing protein 4C-like
Exons: 5
Coding region: 292-1416 (374 amino acids)
Biological process (GO): regulation of Rab protein signal transduction
Cellular component (GO): cytoplasmic vesicle
Source: RefSeq, a predicted model, not a curated record
ACCACUGCAUCAUACAUCAAGAAUCACUUUGUGGCAAAGCCCUAAGGAUGGAACAUGUUAUGACCGCAGUAACACGAGUAGUUAACUUUAUAAGAGCCAAAGGUCUGAAUCACCGCCAAUUCAAAUCUUUUCUUGAGGAGUGUAGUUCGGAAUACGGAGACGUGGUUAAGCCGAGGAAAAGUACUGAACAGAUGUUUCGAGUUACGUGAGGAAAUAUUUCAGUUUCUGGAAAGCAAAGGGCAAGACACAGCUGAGCUCAGGGAGCAGGAGUUUCUGUGUGAGCUGGCCUUUAUGUGUGAUAUCACGAGCCAUCUCAAUGCGCUGAACCUGCAGCUUCAGGGACGGGGGCGUAUCAUCACAGAUAUGUACGCUGCAGUGAGGGCUUUUAAAACGAAAUUGUGCCUGUGGCAGAAUCAGAUGCUACAAGGAAACCUGGGCCAUUUUCCCUGCUGCCAAACGAUGAACAUGCAAAUCUCUACUGCUGUGUUCCCAUGUGCACAGUUUGCUGAAAAACUCUGUGUACUCAGUACUGAGUUUACCCGGCGGUUUGCCGACUUUGAUGCCCAGAAAUGUCGAUUUGAACUGCUCAGUAAUCCUUUUGCAGUUGACGUGGCAAAAGCACCAACAAACCUCCAAAUGGAGCUGAUUGAACUCCAGUGUAGUGACACGCUGAAGUCAAAGUAUGAUGCUGUGGGCGCUUCACAAUUUCCACAUUUCAUCCCUGACACAAUGCCUGGGCUCCGCACCCACGCUGCUCAGAUGCUCUCCAUGUUCGGCAGCACUUACCUAUGUGAGCAACUAUUCUCCUCGAUGAAGAUGGCUAAAACAUCUCACAGGAGACAUCUGAUCGAUGAACACCUUCACUCUAUCCUGAGGAUUUCCUCAGCUCAGAACCUGAGCCCAGACAUUGAGGAACUAGCAUCCAAGAAGAGAUGCCAGCUGCCUCUGACGUCACUGCCACAGGACAGUAAACAGGUGUACGUACAGCUCCUGUGGGACAACAUCAACCUGCGCCAAGAACCCGGAGAACCACUUUACCUGCUCUGGAGGACCUUUUUGGAGAAGAGGGGAACUCUGGGGCCCACAGACCACCAGGAGAUCCGCACUCUCCUCAACACCAUUGUUCGCAACAUCCAGACCAACGACGUCUACAGGCCGAUCAACCUGCUGAUCCGAGAGAUCAAACGGCGUCCAGAAGGGGUCAAACGACAGAGGAGCGUCUAUAGAGAAAUACUGUUUCUGUCACUGGUGGCUUUGGGACGGGAGAACAUCGAUGUAGAGGCCUUCGACAGAGAGUACCACAACGCAUACAACCAGCUGAGUGCGGAGCAGCUCAAGUCUCUGCACUGCAUCGAUCGCCCGCCUACUCCCAGCGUCCAGUGGUGCCUUAAAUGUUUUGGAGCACCUUUCAUCUGAACUGAUCCUCUCAGCAGCAGAGAUACAAACUCUUACUGUUCCUGCUUCAACUUUGGGGAACAGGGAGACUUUCGGACAUCUCCAGCUGGACGAACAUGGUACUGCUUCCUCCGUUUGCCUUGGAAGAUGACGUUGGCUGCUUCAUGUUUCUUUGAUUUGCUUUAAAGAGGUUUUCCAAGCAGCUGCCUAAAAGUGGAACUGUUGUUGUAAACUUCCUGGAAAGCUGUAAUGAAUCUCUUCAGACUAGUUGAGUUGCUGUAUAAAGCUGUAUAAAGCGAUUGAUCACUGUACAGAAUAUCUGUGUGUGUGCAUGUCAGCAGCCUUGCUCGUAGCCUUUUGCCUCCUUAAAUCUGUCGUAGCUAUACUCGUAUCAGCUCGGUGUGAGACAGUGUACAGACUCUGACUAGGGGUGCAACGGAUCACGGUUUAUCCGAAAUCCGAACCGAUCCCACUCCACGGUUCGGUACGCACGUGAUCCGAAGAUUCGAAAAAGAAAAAAAAGUAUGUGUAUGGUGUGCGU